AGGGUGGCAAAGUGCUCGGCAGUCGUGUAACGCGUUUCCCGCCGACAACAUCGGCUAUAUCGGCAACAAUAUUAAAUCGCGGCCGAGUUUCCGCGUUUCCACGUGUUCAUCGCGUGUAUUCGGUGCGGACCUGAUCGCCAUUGGUCGCCGCGUACCGCGGCAACCUGUAUUAUCGAUCGAAACGUGCGUAUUGCGCACGUUGCCGCAGUUACGAGUGUCGCCGGGUGGCCCCGCGGCUCCGUGCUACGGCACUGGGUCUGUUUUGUUGUGGCGACACGCGACGUCGCGCUGACAAAACUGCCUGCCGAUUUCGAUCCCGUGUCCCAUGCCUGGCCAUGAGAACGCCGAGAUUAGGAUGAUCGAGAACUGUCGCCGGUGCAGCCACGUCCACCGUCAAAAUCGCCGUCCAACCGCCACGUUCUGCCAUUUCAAAUCGCACGCACGUCGUCACGCGCGUCGCCGAGAAAACUCGCCAUCCGACCACGACGAUUCGUACGCGCCGUGAUAAUUGAGCCGCCGAUCGGAUUGCACGAACCAGAGGAUCGGUUUCGGGAUCCCCGGUCGAUACCGGUACCUGUUUUACCGAUACCACGAUCGUCGAAUAUUCUGGCGGGAAAAUCGGCGGUGGUGAAUGGCGUGAAGUUAGCGUGUCGUUGAUUCGAGCGGUCAACGAGAUAAUACGUCCGUCUUGUAAUGAAAGUGUUCAACCCGAUUGUGCCUUUGAUCGAUCUUGAUCGUUUGAACCGUGUUCGGAGACCGAAGUUCUCAAGAGAUUAUGGUGUUACUGUUAACGGUGAAUGAUCGCUGCUGUCCUCCGGCCGUGGAUGGUUGCAGUACCGAGUCUCCGAAUCCACAUCCUAGAAGGAAACGGACGAAAGUGGGUGGAAUGAGGAGAUUCAUCCGGUGACCUCGUGCCACGAGCGGUAAUGCUACUGGCAAGCGGUGCUUCGAUACCGACCAUCGCCGGUACCGUCGAGGAGGAGGACGAAUAUGCACGCAGCGAGGCGAACAGCGCUCACUACGAUGGCUAUGUUACCGAUCACACGGAUCUCGCGUCCGAAAUCGACAUCGACGAGUCCGAGUACAGGCGGGAGCUGCUCAACGACAAAUGGCGAAUGCUAUUUGACAAGUUUGAUCCGGAGGGUUUUGGCGAGAUACCAGUGGAGGAUUUUUUGGCGGCUUUGAAAAGUCCCGAAUGGAAAGCCGAGAUACCGCCGAAUAAACGAGAUAUUCUGCUCACCAGGGCGAAGGAAUCGCGUGUUCAGGCAGUGACGUUCCAGGAUUUCGUCAAUGUG
Messenger RNA from Megalopta genalis, 1295 nucleotides. The record is from RefSeq and is a predicted model, not a curated record. Lineage: Eukaryota; Metazoa; Arthropoda; Insecta; Hymenoptera; Halictidae.